Messenger RNA from Lynx canadensis (Canada lynx), 4831 nucleotides. RefSeq names its product histamine receptor H2 (gene HRH2). NCBI's taxonomy places the organism in Eukaryota, Metazoa, Chordata, Mammalia, Carnivora, Felidae. The record is from RefSeq and is a predicted model, not a curated record. The transcript is spliced from 4 exons. Gene Ontology annotation, cellular component: dendrite; membrane. Gene Ontology annotation, molecular function: histamine receptor activity; G protein-coupled serotonin receptor activity; neurotransmitter receptor activity. The coding region runs from base 837 to 2105 and encodes 422 amino acids. Gene Ontology annotation, biological process: positive regulation of vasoconstriction; G protein-coupled receptor signaling pathway, coupled to cyclic nucleotide second messenger; gastric acid secretion.
CUCGUUGCCCCCACCGUGGGGCUUGGCUGUGUCCGAACCGCAGGGGCUGGGACCCGCCGUGUCCACUGGGUUUGCAUUCCCUGCCCCGGCCCCACAGCUUGCCUCAGGCUCCCGAGUGAUGGUAAGAAGGAGCCCCCAGGGCUCCUAGCGUGUCAGCAUUUCUUAAGCGGAGCUGUGCAUCGGCUGGCAUCGUAUAAAAUUAUUGCCUGGAAAAUCAGAUUCAUCUGUGAGGCCAAGUGAGAAACCCAAUCAGCCAAGCCUUAACUGAUCUCCCCCAAAUUGCUGGCAGCUUGCACAACGCCGGCUCCCCAGGUGGCUGUGCCCGGAACUCAGCUCCUGUUCUCCAAUGGUCCUAAGAGGCAGACGCAGCAGUCCUUGACCCCCGUCGCAUGGGUGGGAGCAUCCAUCAGCUAUGGAGAACGAUGUGGCCACAUCUCCACGUGAUCUCUCCUGCAUAAAACCAAAGCCACCUCCAGACACAUGCUCUGGUGCCUCAGUCUCUAUGCAAGACCUGGAGAGUGGAGACCUGCUUCAGUCCUUGGAGGAAGCUGGCUCUGCAGGGGGUAAUUCGAGGACUGGAAUUUGAACCAAGAACCUUCUCUCUUCCUUCGCUCUUCUUCAUUCACGUUCAUGCCCAAUACCUCCUCGGAGACGGCUCUAUUUAUUUCUAGAAAAGCGGUACUGCGGCAGUCGUCGUAGCCUCCCCAUGUCUGGACAUUUUCUUUUGGCUCUCCCGGAAGCCUAGAGCCCAGUGAUUGACAUAACUGGCACCCGGGGGAGCUGAACGAGCAGCGGCCAGGGGCCGUGGGCAGAGGAAGGAGCCGUGAGGUUCCAGGAUGGUACCUAACGGCACAGCCUCUUCCUUUUGUCUGGACUCUCCCCCAUGUAGGAUCACUGUCAGCGUGGUCCUCGCUGUCCUCAUCCUCAUCACCGUCGCCGGCAAUGUGGUGGUCUGCCUGGCUGUGGGCCUGAACCGCCGGCUCCGCAGUCUGACCAACUGCUACAUUGUGUCUUUGGCCAUCACUGAUCUGCUCCUUGGCCUCCUGGUGCUGCCCUUCUCAGCCUUCUACCAGCUAUCCUGCAGGUGGAGCUUCGGCAAGGUCUUCUGCAAUAUCUAUACCAGCCUGGAUGUGAUGCUCUGCACGGCCUCCAUCCUUAACCUCUUCAUGAUCAGCCUCGACCGGUACUGCGCUGUCACGGACCCCCUGCGCUACCCUGUGCUGGUCACCCCAGUCCGAGUGGCUGUGUCUCUUGUCUUAAUUUGGGUCAUUUCCAUCACCCUGUCCUUUCUGUCUAUCCAUCUGGGGUGGAACAGCAGGAAUGAGACCAGCAAUUUCAACCACACCAUCCCCAAGUGCAAAGUCCAGGUCAACUUGGUGUAUGGCUUGGUGGAUGGGCUGGUCACCUUCUACUUGCCUCUGCUGGUCAUGUGCAUCACCUACUACCGCAUUUUCAAGAUUGCCCGGGAUCAGGCCAAGAGGAUCCACCAUAUCGGCUCCUGGAAGGCAGCUACCAUCGGGGAGCACAAAGCCACAGUGACACUGGCCGCCGUGAUGGGAGCCUUCAUUAUCUGCUGGUUCCCCUAUUUCACUGUGUUUGUUUACCGUGGGCUGAGAGGGGAUGAUGCCAUCAACGAGGCCUUUGAAGCCGUCGUUUUGUGGCUGGGCUAUGCCAACUCGGCCCUGAACCCUAUCCUGUACGCCACACUAAACAGAGACUUCCGCACGGCAUACCAGCAGCUCUUCCGCUGCGGACCUGCCAGCCACAAUGCCCACGACACUACUCUGAGGUCUGGCAGCUCUCAGCUGGCCAGGAAUCAAAGCCGAGAACCCACGCGGCAGGAAGACAAGCCCCUGAAGCUCCAGGUGUGGAGUGGGACAGAGGCCACAGCCCCUCAAGGAGCCACAGACAGGAAGCCAGCGCUAUCCUGCACUGUGUGCUCCAGCAACCUUCUAAGCUGCUGCAAGAGUCUGUGGGGGCUUAGGUUCCUCCAGAGACACGUGAGAGGCCCCUCAGAGGAGCAGCCAGGCGAGCCACUGUCCGAGGAGCCACUGAGGACACCACCCCAGGAAGCGGUGAGGACUCUGCCCUCCGAGGCUGUCUAGACCCAGCCCAGGACACAGAAGAUACUGCUUCUGGUCACCAAGAUUUGACUCCUGGAGCCAUUAAGGACCCAGAAGCCCCCAGAGCCACCGAAGAUGCGCCCUAGCCCGAGUCUAGGGAGUCCCAGAGCACGCAGCGGGGUGCCGGGGUCCUUGGGUCUAGUGUGGUGCGGCCUGUCCUGUGCCGGGCAUUCUCAGCAGAUGCUCAGAACUCUCCUGGGUCUGGGUCCACUGAAUCCCAUGGGUUCAGAGCUCACGUUGGUGCUGGCCCUGAGUCACGAGCAGAGAUGGCUGGACGUUGGAGGUGCGUGCACAGGUGUGUGCAUGGAUUUGUACGUGCAGGAACGCGCAGGCCCUCUGAGCACAGCAGACGGCGUUGCCAUAAAGAGUUAGUCUCUCACUCCCUCAUGGGUUCUGUAGGAUGAAGGAGAGGGAAGGGAAGAGAAGAGAAAGGAAAGGAGGGAAAUUAGCCUUUAAUGAGCACCUUCUGUGUGCCGGGUACUUCAUCUACAUGAGUUCACAUAAUCCUUAUAACAUGUGGUAAGAAUCACCAACCUACAUGACAGAGUAGAAACUGAGGCUCAGAGAAGACCGGGGCCUGCCUCAGGGUACUCAGCUAGUAUGUGUUCCCGGCUCAUAGGAGGCACUCGAAAAAUAGCUGUGCAGGGAAUUAGCAAGUGGGAGCAUGGGUAAAAAGCCCGGCUUCAAGCCCAGGCUCUUGCCAUGACCUUGCACUGCUUCUCAGGAGAGAGAUCAAGGUAUUUCCUUGACUCAGCCUACCUGCCUCUUAGCGAGGCUCAGAGCCGGAGCCUAGGGGAUCCCUUCAUGCUGCAGUACUAACCCUCUCUGGUGCUUUUCAUCAAGAAGUGGUGUGGAGCAGAGCGAGCAUUCGAACAUUCGGGGCAGGUCCGGGGUGGGCGGUGGUGGUUAGUGCGCCGGAGUCCUAGAGGGAGAGGUGGCCUUGCCGGGUGGGGGGAGUUGGCCCCACAGCGCCCUCUGCUGGAUACGUAACCUUGGGUGCGUCAGUAGCGAUCUUUCUGGCCAUCUCUUGACUCCUCUGUCCAAGGGGGUAGGAUGGCCUAUUUACAGGGUUGUUGAUGAGACCCAAGGCAGUGAGGGUGAUGACAGCCUGGAGAAAUGAGGGUGUGCGUGGACCCUCACUGCUAACCACUGCCCCUCCCUGAGCCCACUCCUUCCUUGGUUCCAAGACCCCCUCGUGGCGUCCCCCUCCCUGCACACCUAUGCCUUCUCAGUCCUCUUGCGACUCACUGUCCUCUCCCCGGCUGUCCGGUGUGCCUGUCCCAAGGGCUUUCUCUUCUCACUGCGAUUUCUCUCCCUCUGUGACCUCGUCUGCGCCCUCUUAACUGAAGUUACCAGGAGGCUUCCCUGUGAGGAAAUGACUCACAGAUUUGUACCUGGACCCCAAGCUUCCUCUGGGAGCUUUCCAGCCACGACUGUGGCUUUCCAGCCACGACCUCCAGCCUGGGUGUUUCAAAGGCACCUCGCUUUUAGCAUGUCCACAACCACACUCUAGACCUUUUCGCUGCACCUGCUCCUCUCCGGGUUCCCAGUCUCAGACGUCUGCCACUGGCUUUAGAGCCCGAGCCACUGGCCAAGGAGGUCAGCCUUGGCACCUCCCUUUCUAGCUCCUCUUGCUCAGUUUUCUUGAGCCCUAGUUCCACAUGUCCCCACCUUCUGCUUGAUUCUCUGCACCUGCCCUGUCCCCACUCGGCCCCACUGCCAUCCCUCGGUCAGGACAAUUGAGACAGCUUCCUGACAGCUCUCCAUGUUCCCUGCUGGCCUUCCUCCAGCCUGCCUCCCCACCCAACAGCCACAACGCGCUGUGCAAAACACUAAUAUGGUCACGUCGCGCAUGCAAGAAACCAUCUUUCUCAUGGCCCACCAGCCCUGCAUGGUCAGCCCUGACCUGUCCCUCCAGCCUCCUCCUGCCAUGGUCCCCUCUGUCGCUUCACCCCAACCCCACUGGCUUCUCUCUUUUGUUUGUUUAUUUUAUUGCUCUUUGCAGCUACUAGGCCAUGCACAAGGCUGUUUCCAUGACGUGAGACCAUGAGAUCUCAGCUGAAAUAUCACUUCUUGAGGAAGUCUUCCUUGACCCACCCUAUUAGGUCAGGCCUCCCUCACAUACCCCAGAACUCUCCUCAGAAGCCAUUGAUUGUUUGUAAUUUACAGUCAUCUGUGUGGUUCUCUGUCCAUCUCCCCCACGCAGGAGGUCAUGGGCCCUGCCUAUUUCUUUGGACCUUUGUAUGUCUAGUCCCUAGAAGAGCGUUUGGCACAUAGCAGGGGCUUUAAGCAGUUUAUCUGCCAGCAUACUUGAAGGCAUGAUUUGCCCCAGUGGCCCUCAGAGAUGCUCAAUUUCUUGGCUGGAUUCCAUCUGGAAGCCCCAGAAUCCCUUCCUCAAGUUUUCUUGGGGGUCUAAGGCAGGUGGGUCUCUAAGUCAUGGCCAAGUAGUUGGAGGCAUAAGACUGGUCUGGCUGAUCACGGUCUCAGCUGGUCAGGGCUCCAACCCAUUGUGCCCACACACCACCUGCCACUGCAGGGGCCUCCUUCGGGUCUGUCUCUGAGCUGCCGCCACCCUUCUGGAGGCUUCCUAGAGCCUCUGCUGGCUGCAGAAGUGGGGCACAUGCUGUCUAGAGGAGGAGUGUCUGCGGUGGGUCCCCAGAUCCAUGUUCUGUGUUGCGACCGUGUUCCAAUAAAGCUAUCGAAACAGA